UAAAAGCCACCCCAAACGUGACCGCCAAAACUCAAUUCAAUUCCAUUUCCAAAAUCAGUCUGUUACUCUCUCUGAAAUGCGAACUCGCUUCCUCAACGUCGACUACUUCUCUCCGAGCCAAACCCUAGAACCCCUAACCUUCCUUCACCUCCCAGUCCCUCGUCUCUCUCCUGCCCCUCUCUCCACCUUCCACGACUUCGUCCCCUUCCUCUCGCCCCUCAACGUCUUCCUCCCAAUCCACUCUUUUCAGAUCCAUUCCGCUCUCCCCAAGUUUUUCUCCGCCGUUCUCCCUGACCAUAUCGACGAUGCCACAAUCGAAGACUUCGGUGCCUCUGUUCCGUCUCAGAGCUGCAAUGCUUGCUUCGACGAGAGUCGCCUUUUGCAGCAAGAAGCUGGGGUUCUCUACGAAGAGAAGGAAGUGGAGAGUCAAACAACUUCUGGAUCUGAAACUCUAGAGACUGAAUUGCCAAAACCAAAAAAGGAUAAUGGGAUUGCUGUUUAUGAUAAGGACGCAAGAAGAUAUGAAGUAAUCCAAUUCGAAACACCAGAGCUGGAUGAUUUUUUGGAAAAUGCCUGCUUUUUUGAGAAAGAGCAGAUGCAAAUUUCGUCUGGAGUUCCAAACAAUGAAACUAAUCUGGAAAUUCUUAGGCAAGCACUUCCAAUGCAGUCCCCUCAUGAGGUUCAAGGAUUGAUUUAUUCGGUUGAAAAUGUUACUGCAGAGUUGCACAUGGAGCAAAAGGUUUAUGUCUUUGAAGAUGAGAGUUUUGUUCAGGAUCAAAUGUGCUUCCAAAGAAGUGUAUUUCCCUCUCUAGAAGUUGAUGAGAUGAGUCUGAAAAGUGUCACAUACUUGUCUGUAGAGGAAGAACUUGUUUCACUUCUUGAAAACACUGAACCCCAAUGUUGGCUUCAGAAAGAUAACAUGGCCAUAAAUGGCGAGGAAGUUUUGGGUUCUAGGGAAUAUGAUAUAUCAAAAUUUCUUUCAGAUCAUUGUCUAUCAAACCAAUGCCUGGAACCUGGGCUGGCAUCAGUGGACAUUUUCCCAGAAAUGGACUUCAUAAGCGUCAUGGAAUCUUCAGAGACUCAAGGAAACUCCUCAUGUGAAGGGGUAUCACAUGUUGACUGUUCCUUCUUAGUAAGCCCUGUUAUUUUUCAGGAAUUCCAGUUCCUUGACAUGGACUCAUCUCCACAUUUUGAAAUCUUUACAACACAGAGAGCAGAUGAACCAGAAACAUGUGACUGGAUGUUCAGGGAAGACAUGAACUUUAAGAAUUUCAACGAGUUGAUUGUUAGCAAUGAGCUAGCCUUUGUAGAUAACACAUUCAAAUCAUUGCCUGUACCACUUUUCUCUGAUCAUGAAAAGUUAAGGUCACUAUGUUGCAUUGUUGUGGAAGUACUAGCUGACUUAAAUCCAUUGCCUCUAUCUGUAUCUGAUGGGAUAUACUUGGAUUGGCACCUUUUGGAAGAAGAUAAAUGCAACUCUAGAAUCUAUUCUUCCUAUCAGAGUAUGUUGGAGGAGGUAGAUUCACGUAGCUUUGAUUUUGAUCUGGAAUCUCUUGAUGAUGGGACGUUGCUACUUGACUUUGUUUUCUCAGAUAAUGCUUUGAAUGGGCCAAACACAGAAGAAAGGAAGGAAUCACAAAAGUUGCUUUUUCAUGGAAUUUCUGUGCCUACUGGUCAUAUGGUGGGAGCUGCUUCAAACAAAUUGUUGGAUGAUGAAUGUCCACAACCUGAAGAACAUUUAACUGAAAAAGAUAACGAGAGGGCUUCGUUGUUAUUCAAGUCUAUGUCACAAUUUAAUGAUCUUGAUUUUUUCUUGAAUCCUCGGAAAGCUAAUGCUUGGGAAAAUAAUGACUCUGCUAUUAAGGCAGUUGACACUAAUGCUAAAUUUCCCAAGAUUCCAUCCAGUAACUCAAGGGCAGCAUGUGCAUCCACUGGAGUACAAUUGCAGAAGAGCAAUAUUUUGUUGUAUCAAGUUAAGCUGUCUGAUACUAUUCUGGCCAUCAUAGACAACUUUGAACAGAGCUAUCUAGCCAUCUUGCAGAAUGAAAGAGAGCUGGUAAAGACAGAUCUCCCAUUUCUAGCUGCAGAUAGUUUUAAAUUGCUCAGCCUUCCAAAACAAAAGUUAAUGGACCGCAUUAAGAAAGCAAGCGCAAAAAGAACCACUUCUCACAGAGAUGGAAACAUUAUGGUAUUUGUUACCUUAUGUGCAAUUAAACAGAUGGCUUGGUACAUGUGUUUCUAUGGCAUCCAUCCAGCUCAUCUAUAUGUGGACAAGUUAUGUCAAAGCUUGGAAUGCUUAAAGUCAAGACUAGGCAUCCUAUGGUCCUUGAUUGAAGAUGCACACAGGAAGGUUGACAGAGAAGUUACUAACUCACAUCCCUCACUGACUUGUGUCCAGAAGAUUUUACAUUCAAACACUACCCAGAGGAAUUUGAAAGUGUUGAUUGUGGCUGAAGAAAUUUUCUGGCGAUCGUUGAAGAGUUUGUUGAUGUCCAUGGGAUUAUCAUUUAGUGAGUUCCAGAAUAAUUAUGCACAUGCAAAUCAAUCAGAUCUGUGCAAAACUGAAUUCACAAAUACUAGAAUGGAUGCCCUGCUGGUUACAGAUUGCCUAUUGGUAUCCCAUGAGCAUGUUUCUGCAUUAUUUCCCUUCAACAAGUUCAGCAAAAUCUUGGAAUAUGGAGGUUCACAUGGCUCUUCUAGAGUAUCCUCUCUUUCCUCAGAGUUGGUUGGGUUGCCCCCUCUUCACUUCUUGAGAGUGGAACUGGAUAAAUUUAGUGCUUGUGAAGCACUUUGUGAAGGUGUUGAUAUGCCUCAGAAUACUGAAAUAAUAAUGGAAGAGGAUGAGGAUAUGAACAUCCAGAAGCUAGAGAAACUGUUAAACUUUUUACCCAUUGAGGACAAGCUUAAUAUGGGAUCUUCAGGAGCUGCAGAUGAAGCAGAAGUUUGCCGUAUGCCUCUGCCAGUUCCCACUGUGCCAUUUCCAAUGAAAUCAGAGAAUAUAUCGCAAUGCAUGGUGCCUUCCCCUGAAACAGUCAUUAUUGUGAACACUCAAAAUCGUAAUAAGGAAAUGAUAGUAUCCCGAAGAAGUACCUACCAAAGAAUUCUUGCAUUGGAGAAAGAAGGAGCGCAAGUUGUGGAACGAGAUUCAGAUUUGCCAGUGGAUGUUAUAAUCAGUUCUGCUAUUUGCCUAGUGUGGUAUGAUUGCAGAAACAUUGGAAAGAAAGCAACUGCAUUAGAUGAAGCCUUUUCAUGCUUACCUUUGUGCAUUGAGAAUAUUGCGACAAAUGUUUUAACGUUGCUGAGUUUUGCAUUCGAUGGCUGCAUUCUGGUCUUUGAAGGAGAAAGCAGCUUCCUUUCCACAAUAAUGGAAUCCUCAGAUGGACUCUAUGCUGCGGCAGCGAGCCUGGGAAUUGAUUUGCAGCUCUUUUGCUCCUAUUCAUCUGAGUUGACGGAUGAAAUUAUAUUGAGCUGCAUUAGUUAUGCCACUAAGUUGACUAGGGGCCUUUAUCCUAAAAUGCCUGAGUCAGAAACUCUUGCAGAAUCAUUUCUUACUAAAUUUCCGUCCAUUAAUCCUUUGACAGCUCAUGCAAUACUGUCUUCAAGAGGUAUUCUCAUUGAAUUUCUUGAAUGGUCGCAUGAAUUCAGGAUCCAUGCAAUCCAAAAAUAUCAUGUUUCUGAGGAGAGUGUCACAUUGUUUAGUGCUUUGUGCAAAUAUGGUGAGCUGGAGGAUUCUAAAUCUAUAAUGACAGACUGCUCCUCAGUAUCCUCUGGUCCUGACUCAGAAAGGUGCCGUUUUAAUGUGGAUUCUGGAAGAAAAAGACGAAAAUAUGGUGGUAGCCCUCAAAAAAUUGACAGACGUAUGGAUGAAAUACUACAUUUUUCGCCACUAAACCAAUUCACUGACGACACUUUGGAACUUUCUACAGUGUCCAAGCCAUAUAAUCCAUGGGUGUCAAAAGAUCCCGAGAUAUUUGAUGAGAUCAGUAAACCUAGUUUACCUCAACCUCCAAAUGUAUUUUUUGGUCAAAAAUUGGGAUUGGAUAUGGGGAUGACGAUAAAUCCCUCCAGUGUUACCAAGCCAUACGGUUUUCAGUUUUCUAAGAGUCAUAACAUAUCAACUGAGAUAAAAAAGGCUUAUUUCUCUUCCGGUGAUAUCAUGUUUGGUCAAAAUCAGGGAUCAGAUUCAGCUACGAUGAACACUUUGGAUUGGGGUAGCAUCAAGAAAUCUGAGAAUCUUAUCGGUGAAGUUAUUGACCUAACUGAGAGUCCUGUAUCAGGUCAGGACUGUUUUUCUAUCGGUAACUCCAUGAAUGUCUCUCUUUUGGUGCCUGAGAUGGAUAACAAUUCCACAAGAAAGCAUAAAACUGUAAGAAAGUUGUCAUUUGGUAAAGGCAGUCACCCUCCUUGCUCAAUGGCUGCUGAGAUCAACUCAGAUUCAGAUAUCUGGAGUUUUAAGGAGGAUCAGAGGCAAACUUUGCCAGAAGGAGCUAAUGAUUACUCAAGUACAGAUUUAAAAAAUGAUAUUUUGCCUGUAAAACAAUGUGGGGUGCUCUUAGAGGAGUGCUUAACACAGAGAUCUGCAGGAAAUUUAAAGGGGUUAUCAUUCCAAGAGAAUGGAAUGUCAUCUUAUGGUGGAACACCCCUCUCAAAUGCACUCAGUUCAGCCCAUCCACAUCAAAAUUCACCCUGGACGAUAGAGUUUCUUAACAGAAUCAGGGAAAAGAGUAGAUUGCGUCAGCAGUCCCUUCCAUGUGACAUGUCUUCUCCUUCUUUGGGGUAUUCAGGGAAUAUAUCAAAAUUUUCUAAAAGAAGAAGUCCUUCUAUUCUUGAUUUUUUCAAGUACCGAGGAGGCAGCAGUCCUAGAAAGAUACCAGAACAAAAGAGACAGAAGCAAUCUAUACUGUCAUCAAGCUCAUCCGAAAAAAAUAAAAAUUCAUCCUCUCUUCUUCCCACAUGGACCCCUGCUGAUAAGAGAGCACGACAGACACUAUCUUUUGCAAAGAAUGGAAGUGGAGGCCAAACCAAGCUCGUCUGGAGUGAUAAAACUCAUGGUCUGAGGAAAAAGUUCCAGAAUCAAUUAUAAGAUGGCAAGAAAGUUUUCCUGCAAAGUGUAUUGACUUAGGAUCAUAAUGAAAAAAAUCUUCUGAAAUCCUGCACAUAACAAUGGUAUUUUUUCUCAGUCUAAACAUAGAAAGAUAUUGAGUGUUAUAGGUGU
This is a messenger RNA of Alnus glutinosa, 5215 nucleotides long. Its product is annotated as protein SHORTAGE IN CHIASMATA 1. The record is from RefSeq and is a predicted model, not a curated record. The transcript has 9 exons. Bases 77 to 5083 code for a protein of 1668 amino acids. Gene Ontology annotation, biological process: reciprocal meiotic recombination; resolution of meiotic recombination intermediates. Lineage: Eukaryota; Viridiplantae; Streptophyta; Magnoliopsida; Fagales; Betulaceae.